This is a messenger RNA of Labrus bergylta (ballan wrasse), 3638 nucleotides long. It is a transcript of the gene nbr1a, whose product is annotated as NBR1 autophagy cargo receptor a. The record is from RefSeq and is a predicted model, not a curated record. Gene Ontology annotation, cellular component: phagophore assembly site. Gene Ontology annotation, molecular function: ubiquitin binding. NCBI's taxonomy places the organism in Eukaryota, Metazoa, Chordata, Actinopteri, Labriformes, Labridae. Gene Ontology annotation, biological process: macroautophagy.
CACCGUAUUAUUUUUCUCGAACGCAGCUGACGAUGUAAACAAGAAAAGACAGUCGAGGGCAACAGGGAUCAAAUAGGCCGGUGUCAACGCAAAUGAUAGCCAUCGCAUGCUCGUGAACGGCUGACAUGGGGCUUCCUGUUACUAUUAAAGUCAAUUUUCGGGGGAACGUGAAGAGAUUCCUGGCGCAGGAUUUGGACAAAUUGGAGUGGGAAUCCGUGGAAGCUUGGAUCAAAGCAUCAUUUGGGAUCAACCACUUUCAAGUCAAAUACUUUGAUGAGGAAAAUGAAGAGAUUUGCAUCAACAGUCAAGAUGAAUACGAAGAAGCCAUCAAGAGUGCAGAGAAGCAGGGGAACCAGUUGCACAUGAACGUGUACAAGAUGAAGGGGCAGGCCUGUGGAGGCCCUCUGAAGACGGAGGUGAAGGAGCUGAAGGGAGACCUCCGGCCCGCUCCUCCUUAUCCAUCCAGGGUCAAAACAGUGGACAAGGGCACACAGGUCACCCCGGAGCGAGAAGCUGUAACAGUGAAGGACACCAAGGGGAACAAACCAGAAGACGAGCCGCCUCCCAUGUGGUUCAGAUCUUACAUGGAGAAGUUUAAAGAUGAAGUCGUGAAAGAGGUGGUGGAGAGGAUGUGCAGCGACUUUUCUGGCCAGUGUUGCACACACAAAGCUUCUGAUGGGCCCCUCGAGACCGGCGGGGGGGCUACUGGCGGUCCCAUAGGGCCCAGACCAGGCCCCUCCACCUCGAACGGAUCUCUUGGCUACACCCCAAACUGCAGCAGCUGCCACAAACUCACCUCUGAAGGGGCCUAUAAGUGCAGUGUGUGCCCGUCCUGCAUCCUGUGUGAGAUGUGCAGGCAUAGCCAUGACCCCAGCCACAACCUUGUGAGAACCAAGACUCCUCUCUCCAUCCCCGAGCAUGGAAUGUCGGGAGAGUUGAGGUUCCCAAGGCGAGGAGACAGGACAGUGCGCAAGGCCGAGCGACAGCGCCUCAAAGCUGAAAGGAGGCAGCUCAGAGCUGAAGUGAAGGAAAUCAAGAAGAAACUGAGACUGGAGAAGAGGGGGCUGCAGUGGAGCGGGCCCUCUACCUCAGGCAGAGCCAACCUGACAAACACGGCCUCCGCGUCCACCCAGGUCCCGGCUCCGCCCCCCACUGCUGCCUCAGAAACAGCCUCAGGUCCAGCCCCAGCCCAAGGUCCCGCCCCUGCCCCGGUCCCUGACCCCCAGGCCUCCAGUCCAGAGGGUCCUGGGGUCUCGCACACGUCCUUGGUGCCCACUAUGGCUGCGUUGUUUCUGGAUGAAAAUCUGCCGGACGGCACCCGUUUGGAGCCUGGAACCAAGUUCAUCAAAUACUGGAAGAUGAGGAACUCGGGGACUAUCAGCUGGACCUCAGAGACCAAGCUAGUGUUCAUGUGGGGGAACCUCGGCCUGGCGUCAGAGGAGAGGAGGGAGGUGCCGGUCCCCCUGUUGCUGCCCGGGCAGGUGGGAGUGGUCAGUGUGGCCUUUGUGGCUCCCGUGAUGGAGGGGACGUACACCUCCCACUGGAGGCUGGCGCACUGCGGGUGUCAGUUCGGCCCGCGCGUCUGGUGCAGCAUCGUGGUCGAACCCGGCGACGGCCGCAACACGCUCGCUCCUCAGAGCAAACGACUGAAGGAGGACGUUAAGCCAGCAGAGAAGAAGAGGGAGGUCCGGUCUCAGGACAGUCCUGGUCCUGGCUUUGCUAUCGACCUGAGCCAUGAGGACUUGUACUUCCCAUCGGUCGACCUGCUGACUGCGCAGGAUCUUCUGUCAUUUGAGCUGCUGGAUAUAAACAUCGUGCAGGAGUUGGAGAAGGUUCCUAACAACACACCUGUGGCUUUGACACCCUGCAUAUCCCCUCUGCCCCCUGAUGCUCCAGUGUUGGAGAAGGCCGUCGCUUCACAGAUAAAAGAUGACUCGGAGGUCUCAGGGGUCAGAACACUUUUCGGAGUGAAGCUGAGGCAGGAGAGCGGGCAGCCGGAGCCUGUGGCCCAGGAGGAGGACCGGGAGGAGGAGAUCAGUGGAGCCCAGUUCCUCUGUGAGACCGUCAUCCGCUCCCUCACCUUAGAGGAAGCCCCCGAUCACAGACCCCUGCGCCGAGCCCAGCACAGCAGCCUCAAAGCAAACAUUUCCUCUCGUGGUCCAAACUUUCCCUUUGAGAAGCCGGUGGAUGUUGAGAAGUCAGAGAGAGUGCAAGAAGUUAAAGAGGAGAUCUGUGCUGUCAGACUGGAGAGUUCAGCUCUGCCUCUAAACACCGGUCUCAACCUGAUCAGCGUGGAAGAGGAGACAAGUCCAGCGGAUGAAAACACACAGAUCAGCUCACCUCCUGACAGAGAGGACGAAGAGGUCAUGGUUUUGAACGAGCUGCAGAGCAUGAGGGACACCGAAGAGGAGGGAGAGGAGGGCGGCAACAAAGGAGAAGACUGGGAGGAGGUCAGCAGCCAGACCUCUUCAGUCUCCUCCUGCGACGAUUACAUCAUCGUCCUCCCAGACUGCUUCGACACCAGCCGGCCUCUGGGUGAGUCCAUGUACAGCUCUGCCAUGUCGCAGCCAGACCCAGCUGACGCCACCGCUGCUGCUGCUGCUGCUGCUGAUGAUGAUGAUGAUGUAACCUCAGCUGAUCCAGACGUGGACGAGGAGAAAGAGGAAGAGUCCGAGCCCGAGCCCGACGCGGCUGAACCUCUGAGUGAGAGGCAGGAGAAGAUGGAGGUGGCUGAAGACGAGGAUCCACCUGUGAACACCUGGCUUCCAGUUCUCCCUCCAUCCAUCCACAGCAGUGUGAACCAGAUGCUGUGUGCCUCCCAGACGCUCGACGCCACCACGCUCACCCCUGAAGUGGUGCCGCCGCCCGUGCUGCCAGACCCCCUGCCCCCGCCCGCCCUCUACUCACCAAGGUCUGAAGCACUGUACCUGGCUGAGGACCCCAGCCCCCCGGCCUGUGACCCAUAUGAGCCGCCCCAACCGAGGGUCCACCUAAAUGUAUCAUCUGGUGGUCUGUCGAGAUCAGCAGGCUCAGCAUCCAGUGCCUUUGAGACAUAUAACCCCAGACCCAGAUACGCUUUGCAGCCAAGAGGCCAAGGAGGCAUCACAGAGGGAUUCGUCAAGGGGGCCCUUUCUGUGGCAGCGUCUGCUUAUAAAGCCCUCUUCACUGGACCAAACUGUUCCAUACAGCGAGGCAUCGACCCAGCCACCAGACAGGACCCUUCCAUGAUGGCGAUGCUGCUGGAGAUGGGCUUCGGAGACCAGCGGCUCAACCAGCGGCUGCUGAGGAAGCACGGCUACAGCCUGCUGCACACCGUCAACGAGCUGGUGCAGAUGGCCGAAGACAGCCAGAACAAAGCUGUCAACUCUCUGCACUAAAGGGGGGAGGGGGGGGGGGGAUAACCGCAGGGGGAGAGGCUACUUUUGUUUAAGGCUUUAAAAGAAGGAAUUGAAAACAUGAUGUAAAAAUAUUUAGAUUAUGUCCUGCAUAUCGCUCACCCUUUACAGCGUCUAGCUUUAUAUUCAAUUCUGUAAAGUCCAGACAAAGAAAACCUUUCUGUGUGUGACUUAUUGGUUGAUCAUUUAUUUGGAACAAAAUGAAUAAUAAUUACACACACAAAAAAUCCGUUAAAGGCAGGG